CGAGAAGAAGCCGUUAGACCCUUCUACAAUGUCUCUCUUUUCUUCUCUGUUAUAGUUAUCGCACACUACAAACUUCUACCCGGCGGAGGAAUUUGAUCGAUCAAUUAACUAAUCAGCCACCAAAAUUAAUGUCAGGCUAUCAAAACAAGCCGAGAAAAGUGAAGUUACAGUGUCCGUCGCUAUCCAAAAUAGUAUCGUUCACUGCAUUAGACGAGCAGAAGCUGGACUUGGGUUCAAUAGCAAGAGCUUUUGGGUUAGACCCAUCAACCUUGAAGCUUAACGGUCACUUUAUUAGCAGAGGAGUUGAUCUUGUUUCUUCUUCCGUUACUUGGAAAUCGCUUCUCAACUUCUUUUCUUCUAAACGCCUGCCUACUGGUCAGGAUGACAUGGAUGCUCUUAUUGUUGAUGGCAAGUUUUGUAAAGCUGGGUCUAAGCGAGCAUGCAACUCUCAAGAUGCUGGUAUUAGUAGAUAUAACUACAGAGCUGAACCAGAUGAAGUUAGUAUCAGGAGUAUUUCAGAACCUGAAGAGAUCAAUUUGUUCAUGAAUAAGAAGCUAAAGGAAAAGCAUUCAGGAUCUGGAGCUGACCACCAAGUUUCCAAAAGUGCAGGUCUUGGCUUCAAGAGGAAGCAACUGCUGGAAGUUGUCAAUUUACUCAAGAAGUUAAAGACAAAUGGACCCAAUCCAGAACUUGGAGAUAAAAGCAAUGACUGUCAUAGACUUACUUCAAGCAGCAAACUGAAGUGUAGCUAUUCCGGUGGCGUGAAACGGAUGAGAGAAGAUGAAGCAAUUUUGGCUGCUCCUUGCAAAAGAAUCCGAUGAAACUUAUUACAAUUUUGUUGCAACUAUUAUGUAAAAAGAGGAUUAUUACUUGUUAAAGAUCAUCAUAUCUAAAUUCUGUGAAGGAAAGAAACGAGAAAGGUAGGGAGAUAGAUAGGGCUUGUAUAGUUAAAAGGAGUCAUGCUGCAAUUGGUUGUAUAUUGUUGAGAUAUUUUGCAACUCAGAUAAGCAGAGAGAUUAAUUGAAGCACA
Messenger RNA from Mercurialis annua (annual mercury), 1030 nucleotides. RefSeq lists its product as uncharacterized. The transcript is spliced from 4 exons. Bases 129 to 821 code for a protein of 230 amino acids. The record is from RefSeq and is a predicted model, not a curated record. NCBI's taxonomy places the organism in Eukaryota, Viridiplantae, Streptophyta, Magnoliopsida, Malpighiales, Euphorbiaceae.